AUGGCAGGCCAGUGGCGCGGCCGCCAGCCUCGGAAGCAGUCGCUGCCCAAGCUGGCGCAAAAUCGCCGAGGUCCGCCAUACGGAGGCACGCGGUACUCAAAUAAGCUCGCUCUCGCAAAGGGGGGCAACGGCGGCCUGCGUCGGCUGCGAUCUGGGGCGGCCACGAGAGCAGAGUUCGAAGGCCGCAAGCCUGCGUCGUCGCAGGCAUCAAAGGGAAGCCUCCCGGAGCCACUUGCGAAGCUCGUAGCCUUGCUCUACUACGGUGCAUACGUCGGCGUCUUCGGAAAGAUGGUGCUUGCCGUCCUGGAGAGGGGGCUGCCGGGCGCUGCAACUGCGGGCUAG
Messenger RNA from Emiliania huxleyi CCMP1516, 342 nucleotides. RefSeq lists its product as hypothetical. The transcript has a single exon. NCBI's taxonomy places the organism in Eukaryota, Haptophyta, Isochrysidales, Noelaerhabdaceae. Bases 1 to 342 code for a protein of 113 amino acids. The record is from RefSeq and is a predicted model, not a curated record.